Molecule: messenger RNA, 11792 nt
Organism: Thamnophis sirtalis
Lineage: Eukaryota; Metazoa; Chordata; Lepidosauria; Squamata; Natricidae
Source: RefSeq, a predicted model, not a curated record
UGCCCCGUGGGGGUUCCUCCAGCAGCGUCCGAGGCUGCAUUCGGUCAAGAGCCUUCCUCCUUUUAUAUCCCGCUGCGCAAGCUGCAGGAUUUGGCCUCCAUGGGCAAUGCUGAAUAUUUCAAUAGCUCAAAAGAUGGCUCUGAUUCCUUGCAGGAGCUGGAAAUGAACGACUCCAGCCGGGACUCCCUGGAGCUUUGCAGUUCGUCGUUGUCGUUAGAUGGCUCCAGAGACUACCAUCUGCAGGAUUCUGCCAGGACUCUGGAUUUUGACUCUUUUUCUUCAUCCGAGGAAGACAAGGAGGAGGAUUCAGAAGCCUCCUUCAUCACAGCUGAGGAAAAUCCGGAGGAAGAAAUUCUCUUGAGGAUGGCAAAUAGAGCUACAGCCACCUGCAGUAAGGAAACCGACUCUGAGAACAGGGCAGACCUCCAUCUAGGAGACUGUGUAGAAAUUAGACCCAAUGAGACCAUUUCUGCCCUCUUAUCAACCCCACUUUGUUCUCCAAAGCAUGUACAAAAUAAUUCUUACCAAGAGUCGGCUAUAGGGAGCAGGACUGAGAAAACGGAUCUACCCUCAAUGCCUUAUUUACCUGGAGAUGCUGAUCUGAGGAAAGAAAACCAAUUCAGUCUCAUGAAAGUAUCUGAAAAGGAAGAUCCAAAUCCAACUCCCAUCAACUUAGGAAACUUGAUAGAAAGGCUUGAAUCUUCAAUUACUGCAAAUCCACCAACUCCAGGAUUACCAUCUGGUCGAACCAAGAAGAAACCUGCUCCAGUGAAAUAUGAAGCUGGAGAUCUUGUAUGGGCCAAGCUCAGCAGACGUCCGUGGUGGCCCUGUAAAGUUUGUCAUGAUCCUGUAUUAGAUACUCAUUCAAAAAUGAAUGUUACUAACCGCAAGCCAUAUCGAGAGUAUCAUGUGGAAGUAUUGGGCGAUCCAUCUGAAAGAGCCUGGGUGAUGGGAAAAUGUAUUGUGAUUUUUGAAGGAAGACAUCAGUUUGAAGAACUACCUAUCCUUCGGAAAAGAGGGAAACAGAAAGAGAAAGAUUACAAGCACAAGGUUCCUAAGAAAUUAAUGGCUAAAUGGGAGAUCAGUGUCGGCCUUAUUACUGAAUAUCUUAAGCAGAAUGGCAUGAAAAAAUGUAUCCGGACUUCUAGCAAGUUGGAGAGUAUCCAUUUAAUGGGAUCGUGUAAAAAGGAUUCUUUAAACGAGCAGAGCAGGCAUCUGAAUGGAUAUUUGAAACCAUUAGCAUUUGAUUCUAAACAUUUGUCCCAUGAUAAAGGGAAAAAAUUCACUAAAUCACAAAUGAGGAAGAACUCUGAUGCAAGGAAGGGGAAUAGAAUUAAGAAAUGUAACAUUAAGAGAGAGUGUGAAGGGGAAGUGCCAAUGAGCAAAGUUAAAAAUACAAUUUCUGAAAACAUGCCAGAUAAGCAGGCAUCUCAUGAACUUUGCAGAGCAGCAGAAAGCCUUAUGGGUUCCAAAUGUACAGUGGAAAACUAUUUGCUCUCUUCUUUUGGAGAAAGACAAUUUGAAAAUAAAUCUAAAAAAGCAGAAUAUGAUGUCUCUCAAAGAGACUGCCAACUUGAACCCCCCAAAAUAGAUUUGAAGAAAAUGAAAAGCCCCUCAGGCUUCAUGUCCAGUUCAACACAACAGCAGCCAUAUUCUGGAACUGAAGGUGGAAAUGAGAUAAAAAAAGAAAUGGACUCUGAUGGUAUCUGCGAUCUGGAGCCUCUUGACCAAAGUAUUGCAGCAGCAUAUAGAGAUCUAAAAAUUUGUGACUCUAUAAACAAAGGAGGAAAGGAACUGUCUUUGGGACAGAGAAGCAUUAAACGUCCUGUACCUCUCUCCAAAAGUAGUAGUAGAAAUCAGAAACCUCUGGAAGGCUCUUUAGAUAGGAAUGCCAAUGUUGAAGCAGGAGACAAGCAAUUCCAGCAGCCAUCCUUUGAAGCUGAGAGGAAGGCAUCUGCUUACAGGAAGGACAAUCUUACCAUGGUAGAUAAGCACACUACACUCCAAAGUAAAGGGUUUACAAGUCACAUGGAUAUUGAACAGCUUCAAUUCAGAACUACAAAAUGCAAACACAAAGGAUCUGCUGCUGCUACCACCCCCACAGAAUCAUCUCUUAAGAAAGAGGAAUGUAUCCCUGACAGCUGCUUUUCUACUACCAAAGGUGCUCCUGGGUUUCAACUAGAUACACCUGCCAAAAGUGGGAAGCUUGAUGGCUCUCAACUGCCAAACAGCACCAGAGAGAAAUCUCAUGAUUCUGCUGAAAUAGAAACAGCUGUUGUGAAACAUGUACUUUCUGAGCUGAAAGAGCUGUCCUAUAGGUCCAUGAAUGAUAAAGCUAAAGACUGUGGGCCGCCUAAGACUACGGUGCCCCUACUCUUUUCAUCUGUCUCUGGGCAAAAUCACUUGCCUAUUGAGCCUGAUUACAAAUUCAGCACCUUAUUAAUGAUGUUGAAAGAUAUGCAUGACAGUAAGACAAAAGAGAAACAGAUCAUGACUUCGCAGAACAUUGUCUCCUACAGAGGUUCUAGCAAUGGGGAAAGUGCUGGAAGUAAUACUCCGAGUGAUUUGACACCUUUGACUACAAUGGGAGCAACUCCUAAAAUAGAAAAAAAUCAAGAAAGUGCUCAAGAACCAGAAUGUCUUAAACCCAAAGAAGGUCAGUCCUCUUUUUCACAUGAUAUCACAACCAAGUUGAUCAAUCCUGGUGCUAAAAAAAGGGAACUCGCAAAUACGGCUGUAGCUGAUACACACUGCACCGCAAGGCGCAGCUAUCCAAAAUCUAAGCAACUAUCUAAACUAAUAGUUAACACAACAUCAAAGAGCAAAUCAUUAAAACAUUUAUUCAGUGCAGCAAGGAGAGUGUCCCACCAGCAUAGAGCUACCCUAAGCUCAGUUGCUAGAUCUCUAGACAAAACCCAGGAAGAUUUUGCAAGGAAAGUACCUUGGGAGUUGAUCCAACAUUCUCCUGGUGAAGACUCUUCGAGUUCCUCUGAUGGCAGUUUAGUUCAUGUAAAAAUGAAGUCAGAAUCUGGUAAAAAGAAAGAGAGCUACAGGCCCUUUGAAAAUGGGGAGUGCCUAGAGUUGGAAACAGGACUGAAUAGAGAAGGCUCCUUGGGGGAUGAGUCUAAAGAUGUAAGCCACGUAGCACCCAAAAAGCGAUGGAAGCGUUUUAACCAAAGCAGUUCUAAAGCUGUUGUAAAUGCAGAGAAGAAGCGCCUUAGAAAACCAAGUAAGAGGCUUCUAGAAUAUGCGGAAGAAUAUGAUCACAUAUUUGCAUCAAAGAAGAAAAAAAAGAGUCAAGAAUCAUUUCAAAAGACCAGUUCUCUGGAGAAGUCUGAAGCCAAACAGAAAAGCAGCAUUGAGAAACAAGCAUGUAAUAAACCUCUUGAGAAGAAGCCCUUGGACUCCAUUUCAUCCUCUUCUUCAUUAAAAGAAUCUCCUCCCAUCCUUGAAGCCGAGCGUCCUCUGUCAGAGGAGUCUGAUGUCCAGUCCAGGGAACCCAGAUUAGAAAUGCCAGUUUUGACGUUAUCUUCAGCAGACGUGUUGGAAUCUGUUGCCUCUGCUCCAGAUUCUCACGCACAGGGAGAAGAACCAAUAGUCAAACCAGGAAGCUUUGAGAGUAAGCGCCAGCGAAAGCCAACAAAAAAGCUCUUAGAAUCCAAUGAUUUGGAUACAACAUUUAUACCAAAGAGAGAGUGGACCUCUAUAAAGAAGUGUUCUGAGGCUGGUCCUUUGGAUACUGAAAUGCCUGAGCUUUAUUCCACAUCUCGGCUUUCAAAUGCUGUCGAAGCUCCUGAAAAAGUUCCUGGGAAACAGAGGAAGAGAAAACGUCAGCGACGCAGCUUGGCAGUAACUUCCUGUAAAAAAGAAAAGAGUGACAAUACCCAGGAGGAAACUCUGAACACAGAGGGUGACAGAUCUCAUGGAAUAGCUGGAAGCCCUAAGGAAACUACUGAGGAAGGUUCUGAAAAUGAUCCUGGGUUGCCUUCAUCCAAAAAGAUGCAGGGGGAGCGAGGUGGAGGAGCUGCUCUCAAGGAGAAUGUGUGUCAGAUCUGUGAAAAGCCAGGUGAAUUGUUGCUGUGUGAAGCUCAGUGCUGUGGUGCUUUCCACCUGCAGUGCCUCGGGCUCUCAGAAAUGCCGAAGGGCAAGUUUAUCUGCACUGAGUGUUCCACAGGAGUUCACACGUGUUUUGUAUGCAAGAAUAGUGGGGAGAAUGCAAAGCGUUGUUUACUUCCUCUGUGUGGCAAAUACUAUCAUGAAGAAUGUAUACAGAAAUAUCCUCCCACAGUCAUGCAGAACAAGGGAUUUCGCUGCUCACUGCAUAUCUGCAUGACAUGCCAUGCUGCUAACCCAGCUAAUAUUUCUGCAUCUAAAGGUCGCCUGAUGCGUUGUGUGCGGUGCCCUGUUGCAUACCACUCAAAUGAUUUCUGCCUUGCUGCUGGGACAGUGAUUCUUGCUUCCAACAGCAUUAUCUGCCCCAAUCAUUUUACCCCACGAAGGGGCUGUAGAAACCAUGAACAUGUAAAUGUCAGCUGGUGUUUUGUUUGCUCAGAAGGUGGCAGCCUUUUGUGCUGCGAGUCGUGCCCUGCUGCAUUCCAUCGGGAGUGCCUGAGCAUUGACAUGCCGGAGGGGAGCUGGUACUGCAAUGAGUGCAAGGCUGGCAAGAAGCCACACUAUAAGGAAGUGGUCUGGGUGAAAGUGGGGCGCUACAGGUGGUGGCCGGCUGAGGUUUGCCACCCUAGGACCAUUCCUGUCAACAUUCAGAAGAUGAAACAUGUCAUUGGUGAAUUCCCUGUUCUUUUUUUCGGAUCAAAUGAUUACCUUUGGACUCACCAGGCUCGAGUGUUUCCUUAUAUGGAAGGAGAUGUGAGCAGCAAGGAUAAGAUGGCAAAGGGAGUGGAUGGCAUUUAUAAGAAGGCUUUACAGGAAGCUGCUGUAAGAUUUGAAGAAUUAAAGGCACAGAAAGAACUGCGUCAGCUACAAGAAGACAAAAAGAAUGAUAAGAAACCUCCACCAUACAAACACAUUAAGGUAAACAGGUCUGUGGGCAAAGUGCAGAUCUUCACAGCAGAUUUGUCUGAAAUACCACGCUGCAACUGCAAGCCUACAGAUGAAAACCCCUGCGGCUUGGAUUCAGAGUGUAUUAACCGCAUGCUGCUCUACGAAUGUCACCCUGCGGUUUGCCUAGCUGGAGAACGCUGCCAAAAUCAGUGUUUCACCAAGAGACAGUAUCCAGAAGUAGAAAUUGUCCGUACUUUAGCACGUGGAUGGGGUUUGCAAGCUAAGAGAGACAUUAAAAAGGGUGAGUUUGUGAAUGAGUAUGUGGGAGAAUUGAUAGAUGAAGAAGAAUGUCGGGCCAGAAUCCGCUAUGCUCAAGAACAUGAUAUUACCAACUUUUACAUGCUGACCUUGGACAAGGAUCGAAUAAUUGAUGCUGGACCAAAGGGCAAUUAUGCUCGAUUCAUGAAUCAUUGUUGCCAGCCAAAUUGUGAGACACAGAAGUGGUCAGUGAAUGGAGAUACGCGUGUUGGGCUGUUUGCCCUUGUAAAUAUUAAGGCAGGGACUGAGCUGACUUUUAACUACAACCUGGAAUGUUUGGGGAAUGGGAAAACAGUUUGCAAGUGUGGAGCACCAAAUUGCAGUGGCUUCCUUGGAGUACGACCAAAGCUGCAGGAAAGUGGGAAUGUCCUUGGCAUCAGUGUGAUGUGUGUAACAAAGAUUCAGCCUCCUUCUGCGAGAUGUGUCCCCGAUCAUUCUGCAAACAGCAUCGGGAAGGCAUGCUGUUUAUCUCCAAACUGGAUGGACGCCUGUCAUGCACAGAACACGAUCCUUGUGGACCUAACCCUCUAGAGCCAGGAGAGAUUCAGAAAGCACUGCGGCCAGUCGACCAGAAUGCUCAACCCAAAGAAAGAGGCUUUGUGACUGUGGAGCAGAACCCUCAGCCGAAAGAACGGACAUCUGUAUCUGGCGAGCAGUCUUGUCGGCCAACGGGGAAAUGUCCACCCUUCCCAGGGCAAACCUCCUGUCCGCUAGAGAACUUGCAAAUGCACGAAAAGACCUCUUGGCUUAGUGCAAAAGGGCUGCCAUCCAUGGAGCAAUCUUUUUGGACAGCUGAGAAACUGCAGUCUCCUGAGCACAGUCUCUGUCCAGGCCAAGAAGCAAUAUCUGCACCCUCCACGGAGCAGACAUUUUGGUCAACAGAGAGAUUGUCUGCAUUUGAACAACCCCCUUGGCCUGGAAGGGAAGCUCCACUACCUUCUGGGCAAACCUCAUGGCUGACCAGAAACAUUCAGACAUUGGAGCAGAUCUCUCGGCUCUCUGGGAAAACACAAACGCCUGUGGGGCAGGGCAUCUUGCCUUUGUCUGAGCAAAAUGCGGUGCUAGGACUGGACCAGGACUCCCCUGGCCACGAACCUCCUGAGUCUAAAUCUAAGUGAAGCCAGUUUGAGGCCAGACGGGUCACCUAUUUGUUUUUAUUGGUUUUUUAAUUGUAUGGGAAAGGAUUGUUUUGGUUUGUUGUUUUCUUUUUAAUCCACUUCCCCAGUUUCUUAACCUUCAACAACAUCCUGCUCAAGCUAUUCAGACGUAUUUUAACUAAAUCUCUAUGAUGCCCAACCAAGGAGCAAGAAUGUAGGUGGUCUUUACCUUCAUUUCGCAGACAAUAAUGCUGAUAUAAAGGAAUCCGCUUGGGAUAAAAUAUUUAAUUCCAUUAAUCAGAGUUUACUAAUUUUGUGAGUCUGAAUCUAGGAACAGACUUGUGUUCCUAGAUUAUUCCCAUGUAGCUCCAAAGAAAUAGUUGUUAUCAUGACAAACUUCCUCACUGGCCCCUCGUAUUUCCAAAAUGUUUAACUAAUGAACCCAGAUAUUGAGGGCACGCAAGGAAAUGCAGCAGGUUUUUAGUCCUUAAUUUUCAUUCCUUGCAGUCUAUCUGCUGUCAGGGUGGAGCUUUUCAAAUGCAGGUGCUUUAAAAAAAAUACUUGAAGUUAGUUGAGGACGUCAGUUCUGCAAAACAGAAGAAUGUACCUCAGUGAACCUAGGUCUUACAGUGGGAGUAUUCAGAAAUACUAUCUGUUCGAUUCUUUGGGACUUAGACCUUUAGUGCAAUGGCACCAGAGCUCCCUUUUCAACAGAAUUUUGGCCACUAAAGACACGAGCAGGUUAGAAAAAUAAGUACAUUAUUCAUCUAGCUUUUCAGUGCAGCAUUGUUGUGUUGGAUUUUGUUUUGUUUUUACAAUUUGUUCACCAAAGUCAUCUUGUAGUCAAAGCUGGUAGUCAGUGUGGACAAAUACAACUAACGUUCCUCUUUUCCAUGGCAAAUCUGCUUAAAAAUAAUGUUUGCAUUAUGUAUGGGUGCUUUUCUAAAUUAUAAGCUAAUUCAGAAAACUAAACAGUUGAUGACCUAUAUGAGAAUAAAUGUUCAAGGUGAAAAGUGAAUAUUACUAUUCUGAUUAGUAUCUAGCUUAGCAAGCCUUUCAUAUUGUCUCCUGCAACACUCCCACACCCCACCUACAGAAAAUUGACUUGAAUUUAGUGGGGCAGCCCCAAGGUGUCCUGUUGUUUAAAGAGAGAGAGAGAUAGCUAAGGUCAUAGUUCUCACACUGGAACAUGAAGAGCUCUAGCACUUGCCUGAGGUUCUCGUUCUUUUUUCUUUAUUUUUCCAGUUAAUGCAGCAUUUUAGUCUUGACUGGUUGCUAGAUUGAUAAUACUGUCUUUCCGUUAAGGAGAAGCAUUUAGUAUUACAUAAAGAGGCAGAUAUAUUAUCUGCACCACAGAAAUAUAACUUGCGAUGGUAGUGAUGGUGGUUUCUUUAAACUGUAGCUGGGGAAUCAAAUUAUUACUUCACCGUGUAUAUGACGAUAUAAUUCACUCUGCAGGGCCUUCACAUAUAUAAUAUGGCUUACACUUCAUACUACAAAAUCAGCAAACUAUUUGACCAUUUUUAGAUUGCCACCUUAUUCUAUUUGCCUGGGCAUUCUGAACUCUCACAGACUAUUAAGCUCCAGUUUGAAGCAAAAAACUUUUGAAUAGCUCCCAUUUGGUCCUCUUUAGAUGUUCACAUUUUGGCACAGAGCAGAAAUUCUAACUCUGUCCCAAUCUAGAGCCUCUCAUCUUGGAAUAGAUAACUGGGGUAUUCAGGGCCUGUAGGCAAUCAUCAAUGUUGCAGUGGCAGUUCAAAUUCAGAUCCAUUACUUUUUUCAAUGUUGGCUUUCCACAAUGACAGUAUCUACUCGGCACUGCGAAAUAUUCCCUACCUGGUUGUGCAUCUCAUCCUCUUCUCUGAUUCAUUUCAUUCUCUCCAAGUGCAGCUAAUGACUUUGUAAAAAGCAUUAUGACUAAAUGGAACCUUAGUGCUUAAAGUUGGUUUUCCUUGAACACCUGCAGGCCGAGCGCUGCUAAUUGCUGAAAAUGGCGAAAUGCAAACACCUUUUGUUUCUGCGUGACUCCUGCCCAAAAGGAAACAGGACAGUUCUUCUGAAUGAGACAGAUACAAGAAACCAAGGGCAUUUUACCAAAACUUUUUAAAAUGAAAAGAUCCACCUUUUUGAACAAUCAAGCAAGUCAAGCCAAUCAUGAGGCUCAGCAUAUUAAACAUUUCUCAUGUGGAAACAAAACGAGGCUCUAAAUUUCUCUAGGCCUUCCCGUGAACUGGACUUUAUCAUAUAGAUUGUGUGUUUAGGGCUUCCUUUGUGCCAGCCCCUGCCCUCCCUUCACAGCUGUACUUGUAAGAAGAGAGAUAUCUGCACUGCUUUAUCCAACUUGGUUCUUGCAAUGUCAUGUGUUUUAACUAGGUAUUUGUUUCAUGGAAAAAAAAAAUAAACUGUGAAUAUUUUUGGUGGAGGCUAUUUUAAAUCUUUAAAACUCAGAAUUUUUUAUUUUGAAAUCUUUUGUUCAGAUUCCUAGGGAUCAUGUAGGUGACUGUAAGAACUGGGAUUUACGUAGCAGCACAUUCUGAAUCUUUGGCUAGGAACUCAUGAUUGAACCAAUUUAAAUCUUUCAAGUGGUAUUUCAAAACAAUUGCCCAAUGACUUAUUUAAUAUUACGCCUUUCAUCUUUUCAGUGUCCUUAAACUGAAUUUGUUUAAAGUCCAAAGCUGUUAACUGAACUAAGUAAUGAAAUAGAAAACAUUGCAAAAGUAAAGCUGGAGCAACUUGAAUAUUUUAUCAAACACAACAGACUUCUCCAAGUCCAGGGUUAAUUGUCCAGGUCAUUAAGCUAAGUAAAUAAACUACAAGGUGUAACUUCAGGAAAAUAUGAGGCAUAAGGAGGAAUCACCACCCAGGUCUCAGUUAGCAUAAGGUAAGUUGCAGUCUCUAUAACCAGAUGACCACGAGGCAGGAAAUUCUUCAUUAGAAGGGACACUGGUCAAAUAGAGAAUGCCAUCAGUCCAAAAGAAAAGAGCAAAUGAGGGUUGGAGAACAUAGUUAAUAAAAGUUGAAUUUCUAGGGGCUAAAAUAGUCUUGAAUUUAAAGUUGUUUGGGCAUAUUUACUCUACUCUGCUGUUGAGUAGUGGUAUCUUGCUGGAAUUGUGGAUUCGCCUAUGUGCAAAUAUUUUACUUUGCUAUCAUGUUUAUUUUAGACAGAAAAAGAAAUGGUCUAUAACUAAGAGUCUGGUCUAGGGUCGUGCAAUUUUGGUAGAUGUGGGUCUGAGAUCAUAUUUUGUCUUUGAAAAAUGGGCCAAGAAGGCACAUUCCAAAAAUUAAACAGAUUGGAGAAUUGAGAACAAUCUGGGCUAGAAUUUAAUGUAAAUACAUACAUACAUACACACAUACAUGCAGUGUGCAUUUUACAGUUUGGGUGACUGUAUAAAACUGUAAAGAAUACAAUUUGUGCCUCUCCUUUUUCCAAACAUUUUAUCUAAGCUUUUGAGAAGGGAGAAGUGAACCUUAAAGCCUGCAGGUGCCUAGAUCUGUUCAGAAACACAUGAAGCUGUUAAAAAGGUUUAUUUUUAAUAUAUAGGCUACUUGUGGGAUGUGUACAGUGUAAAACUAAAUUGAGGGCACUCAUUGGUCAGUCUUGUAAUAGUUACAAGUUAAACAUGUUUAUUUCCCAGAGGCUUGAAUGGGGCUUGUUUAUACAUGAUCAUGAUAAUAUUGAAGUAUAUGGAGAAUUCUGGCCAGAACGGUUCAGUAAUGUGCUGCUAACCAUUCCAUAUUUCAUGCUUCUCUGUACCAGUUUUCUGCAUUUUCCUGCAGAUGGUAAAUUGACUGCAAGUUAGGAUGUAUAGUUUUAAAAUGUGGGCGUAUUUUUAAUUAAAAAUGGGAAUUUAGAAUUAUAUGUAAUAUUCUGCAGCAUUCAUAUGCUUAUGUUCAAUUUUUAAAAAAGUCUUUCCUCCAAAUACACGUAAUUACUAAUGAGCUACAUAAAAAGAAUUUAUUACCCCUUGUGUUGCUAUAUGAGAUUUUACAGUGUGGUUGAAUUCCUUGGAAUGUACAAAGCUGUUGAAACUAAUUUGACCAUUUAAGAACAUUGCAUUACAGGAAUUGAGAUAACAUUCACAUCCAAGAUCAAGAUGCAUUGGCUUAUUCAAAUAUUGACAGAAAGUUACACUAAAUAAUGGACACAUCUCUGUCUCCUUUUCUAGAUUUGCAAUUGUUAGUAUGUUCAAGGUGGUAGGGAACAAUUUAUAUGACAGCCACUUGAAUGCGCUAGUCCUUUUGGACUUCAGGUUGUUAUAUGCUUUCUGCUUCUGCAGGGCAACAUCUUGAAAAGUUGUAGUAAGUGCAGCUCAAAUUCAUCCUGCACUCUUGACUAGAUAAAUCCCCGAAGCUGUGCAUUCUGCUCAUCACCAGAUAAGCCAGAUUACAGAAAGCAUGCCCUUUUGGUUGUAAAGUUGAAAAAACCCUGAGGCAGCAGGAUAUCCCAUUGAUCAUUUUUUGAUACUGUACUUUACGGUGUGAUGAUUUUACAUUUGCUAGGUGUGUCAUCUGAAGAGAGAUGCUUUUGUAAGAGCCUAAGAGCUUAUCCUAGUAUGUGGUCAAAAGUAUUAAGAGAGGCUUGCUUACAUUUGAGGGUUCAAAACAAAAGUAAUGUUGAUUCAGGAGAGGGGGAGAUGGUGGAAGAGGAUCUUGUGUUUUAUCUGUUGCGGAAAAAGCAAAUUCCUUGCAGCAUUUUAGAGACUUAACAAAUUUAUGACAAGUUUGGGGGUUGCAGUUCUUAAAACAGCUGCAGAACUAUUGUUCAUACUUUUGGUCAUUUAUAACAGUGAUUUUAAACUUUAAAGAAAAUCAUAUGUUGUCUUUAUGAAACCAAAAUAAAAAUGAGUCAGAUAAGGUAAUUAGCACUUAGUAAUGCUAACAUGAUGGAAGGGGAGGGGGGAGAAUUGUUUCUCCAAUAUGCAUUGUUUCAUUCUCAGGCAUGUUGGUUACUGAUUGUGGAGAGGGCAUCAGUGGGAAUUAUGGCUAAGCAGAGCUGUUUGCAGGAGAUCUAAACAGUAUAUGCUGCCAUAUCCCUCCAGUGCUUAAUUUUACCUGCAUGGAUGAUGAAAAGGUGUCAACAAAGCAAAUGCCUAUAUUUGUGGAAAAAACCAGCCCUAUAUGGCUAUGCAGAGCUGCCCAAUUCAGAGAGCUGGCUGUCAGAAGAAAUUUUUGGAAUAGCUACAUUGGAAGAAGAUAAAGUGUCUUUGGAUUAUUAUUUUCAUUUUGCUUCCCAUACCUAGUUGACUGUAUGUGAAAUUUAUAAUAAUUGGGGGAGGGGGGGAGGUUGCCCUACCUGGCGUUCCCAAAAUAUGUACUGUAAUUCUUUGUAUAUAAAAGAACGUAAUUACUGUAAAGUAAAGUUUAACUUUACUCUUA